AUGACAGCGCUAAUUGUGGUCACUUUUGCGGCGCAUACAAGGUCGCGCACAGCACCGAGCUGCGGUGGCACAUCGCGCCGUGGAAACCUUGAAACCACCCUGACUUUGUGGAUGAAAAUUAACAUCGAUAAAAAUUCCUGUGAGGUAAAAGUCGGAGUGAACUUGGAAACCACCUCGACUUGCUGCGUCGAAUGGCACCGGUUCACCUGGCACGCCGAUACAGUGUAUUUCUCAUUGUUUCCUGCUGGGCGGCUUCAGAUCGCUCGAGGAUUGAACAAGAUCUGCAGACAGAGCAGCAGCAGUAACGGCAGGAAAAGGCACAACCACAACAGGCGUAGGACCGAGGCAGCGACCUUUAGCUGGACGUUUCCCUGCUAUGACUCGGGCACGACGCCACCGGACAGGGUUGGGAUAUCUCUGUCGUCUUAUUCCAUUCGAAAAGAUAGUAUGCAUUGA
Molecule: messenger RNA, 456 nt
Organism: Histoplasma capsulatum G186AR
Lineage: Eukaryota; Fungi; Ascomycota; Eurotiomycetes; Onygenales; Ajellomycetaceae
Exons: 3
Coding region: 1-456 (151 amino acids)
Source: RefSeq, a predicted model, not a curated record